Messenger RNA from Magnolia sinica, 1295 nucleotides. Its product is annotated as E3 ubiquitin-protein ligase SINA-like 10. The coding region runs from base 43 to 891 and encodes 282 amino acids. The transcript is spliced from 2 exons. The record is from RefSeq and is a predicted model, not a curated record. Lineage: Eukaryota; Viridiplantae; Streptophyta; Magnoliopsida; Magnoliales; Magnoliaceae. Gene Ontology annotation, molecular function: zinc ion binding.
CAAAGAGUGGAAAGGCCUCGAUCUCUCUCUCUCUCUGUGGAGAUGACAAAAUUCUCGGUAGAAGGCGAGGGCGAAGAAGGGCCGAGCAGCCCCAACAAGCGGAAGCGAGUCUUCGAUGGCGAGGAUGAUGACAAGGAAGAUGGGCCCACCAUCUCCAUCAGCAUCGACACUGACGUCCUUGAUUGCACCAUCUGCAUGGAACCCUUGAUCCCACCCGUCUAUCAGUGUGAUAAUGGACACAUCGCAUGCUCGUCAUGCUGCACCAAACUCAAGAACAAAUGUCACUCCUGUUCUUGGCCCAUAGGCUACAGCCGCUGUCUGGCCAUCGAGAAAGUCAUUGAAUCCAUUAAAGUCACUUGCCACAAUGCCCGCUAUGGGUGCAAAGAAAGAGUAAGCUACAGCAACAAACUCACUCAUGCAGAGUCAUGUGUCUACAUGCCGUGCGCUUGCCCCAUUCCAGACUGCGCCUUCCUUGGGUCUGCUGAUCAGUUGUCUUUCCACUUCGGCAGCAACCACUGGGCUGCCUCCUCGAUUCGUUUCCGAUACAACUGUCCCUUUCCAGUUUCUUUGGAUAAAAACGGGCCGUUCAUCGUUCUCCAUGGGGAGGAUGGCCGUCUCUUCAUCCUCAACAACAGCACCGAGCAUUUGGGGAAUGCUGUUGCUGUCACUUGCAUCGGGCCCAAUUCUUCGAUGGGGGGUUUCUCGUAUGACCUUAUAACAAGGAAAGGGGGAAGGUCCCUCCGAUUACAGUCCUUCACAAGGAGUAUUAAACGGCGGACAGACGCUUCGGUUUCUUCCAUGGAUUUUCUUCUAGUUCCUCAUGAUUUCCACAGUUGUGUUGAGCAGCUCAAGUUGGAGGUUUGUAUUUGGAGUACUAGAGAGUUGGAAUGAGUAAAUGGAGGAAUUGCAGUAUCCUCAAUCAGAAGCUUUUCUCAGUAUACUCGGGUUUUCAGCUCUGACAAGUGGGCGCUCAUGGCUAUGGCUUUGUAAUCCAGAUCAAUGUUUUAAACCCUGACCAGACCUUUACCUGUAAUUGUUAGUCCUUCUGCCUAAGACUGCUCCAGGUUUUACAACACUGAUCCAGAUUGAUUCCCACCAUGUGUGGACCAGGCUCUAAAACUGCUCCAGAUUAAAAAGAUCCUAGCCACCAAUCUUAGGUUUUUAUCAGUUUAUUGUGGACUGCCCCUUUGUCUUUUGAACCUUUUCUUAUAGGCCACAAAAUUGAAAGGUUAGAGUUGUCCUGUACAUGUGAUCUACAGCACAUAGUACAUCCAUGAUGGGGCCAAUCCAACAUG